AUGGCUUCAGACUACUUCACAACAACGCCAGAGAUGAAAGGUCCUGUUGAAGUUGCAGCAGCUGCUGGGAACUACACAUCUUUUCAGGUGGCAGUGCAUGAGUCUGUGGUUCCAGUCCAAGCAGAAGGUUUGACUUCAGUGUAUGAGCAAGAGGCAGUAGAAUCACUCAGUGUACAAGCACAUGGAAAUGAAGUCCAUGAUGUUCGAUCUGAUCAUGUUGAGGAACAUCAUUUGGGAGGGGGGUCAGAAGCAGAAAACUCAGCAGAAAUCCAACCUCAAAUGGAGCCCGUCAACCCAGAUACAGAAGCGGAGCAAAUUUCUAGGGGUGUUGAGUCAAAGGAUCAACAGUUUGUUCCUCGACGGUCGUAUCAGAAUUAUAGAGGUGGACGAGGUGGGAAUGGGGUUGGCCGUAGGGGAGGAUAUCCUAAUGGUCGUGGAGGGCGAGGCAGCGGGAGGGGAGGCUAUCAGAAUGGCCGCAGCCAAUUUCAUGACCAGCCGGGCAAUUACUACGCCCGAAACAAUCAUUUCAGAGGAAGGGGUGGCCGGGGUUUUAGUGGGAAUUUCGGUUACCAUGCAGGUGAAGCUGAGAAUGUUAAAGCAGAUUCAUAA
Messenger RNA from Fraxinus pennsylvanica, 609 nucleotides. The record is from the annotation of a GenBank genome assembly. Lineage: Eukaryota; Viridiplantae; Streptophyta; Magnoliopsida; Lamiales; Oleaceae.